This is a messenger RNA of Eupeodes corollae, 1880 nucleotides long. RefSeq names its product cell division control protein 6 homolog (gene Cdc6). NCBI's taxonomy places the organism in Eukaryota, Metazoa, Arthropoda, Insecta, Diptera, Syrphidae. Gene Ontology annotation, cellular component: nucleus. Gene Ontology annotation, molecular function: ATP hydrolysis activity; DNA replication origin binding. Bases 238 to 1869 code for a protein of 543 amino acids. Gene Ontology annotation, biological process: mitotic DNA replication checkpoint signaling; cell division; DNA replication initiation. The transcript has a single exon. The record is from RefSeq and is a predicted model, not a curated record.
UUACCACACUACCUUACCGAUUCAAUAAAUUGACAUUACUGUUGCCUUAUGAACGCGCCCAUUGUCAAAAACAUAUGUGCUGGCGAAACAAGCAACUGCAGCCAUUUCACAAAUCAUAGCAUAAAAGAAAUUACAAGUUCAAGUUUCGCUUCAUAUUUCGCGCCUAAAUUAACAUAAACUAAACAUCUAUUUUUAAAUUCAUAAAUUCAAAAUAUCUUUUAAAUAAAUAAUAAAACAAUGUCGACAGUUCGCAGAUCCACAAGACUGAGUAGUGUAAGUAGAACACCCACCAAACCGGACAACAACAAGUGGCGGUCAAGAAACCAAAUUAUAAGCCUUGACACCAGUGACGACGACGAAGAAAUCGAGAAUCGUAACAUGAAUUUUACUCCUAAAUCUCCCAAAACACCAAAAUCAAAAACCAGACCCAGGCCCAAGUCUAAGCGAAAAGUUGUGGAAUCUGACAGCGAAGAAUCCUCGUCCGAUGUAAGUUCAAGAAACGCAGGUGUCUCGCCACCAAAGCAAAGCCGACAGCAAAGAUCACCUAAAGACGAUUUGCUCAGUCCGUCGAGGCUUCUCGAUCGGUUGAGUAUUGAUGAGGAUAGGGCGGAGGAGAAACAAAGACAAAUUGACGAAGCGAAACGAAACAAAUUCCAAAAUGCCCGACGAGUGCUCAACAGUGCGGAAACAAAUUUCUUGCCGGGACGCGAAAAGGAACUCGAAGAACUACGAGAAUUUCUUUUGGAACAUAUGGAUGGGGUGAAGUCAGGUAGCUUGUACGUUUCUGGGCAACCUGGAACCGGCAAGACGGCUUGUCUAUCGAAACUACUAAAGUCUGAAGAGUUUGCCAAGAAAUUCGUAAAAGUCUACAUCAACUGCACAUCGAUCUCAACUAUAGGUAGUAUUUACAAGAAAAUUUGUGCCGAACUCAAUCUCAAGGUGGCUGGAAGAACAGAAAAAGACCAUCUAGCUGCUGUGCGGAAACACCUAACGUCGGACCACAAGGUGAUUCUUAUGGUUCUGGACGAGAUCGACCAGCUCUGUGGGCAGAAACAGUCUGUGCUCUACACCAUCUUCGAGUGGCCUUCCAUUGUGAACUCAAAAAUCAUACUCAUCGGCAUUGCCAACAGCCUGGAUCUGACGGAUCGGAUGCUGAUGCGACUCAACGCCAAAUGCGAGCUCAAACCACGACUGAUGCACUUCUCUCCCUAUACGAAGCAGCAGAUAGUGGACAUAUUCAAAUCACGCCUUGAAGAGGCUAAUGUCCUCGAUAUCUUCCCUCCGGUGACGAUUCAAUUGUUGGCUGCAAAAGUCUCUGCCAUAAGUGGCGAUGUUCGGAGAGCUCUAGAUAUUGGACGUCGUGUGGUUGAAAUCGCCGAGCAGCAGAAGAAAACCGGAGGAGCUCUCAACCUCUCCGAAUUUGGAAUCGAAACUCGUCCUGAACCCGAAGCGGAGCAAAAGCCAGUUCAGGUGAAUCAAGUCAUGAGCGUCUUGAAUAAAGUCUACGGAGCAUCGCAAAAUCUCAAUGACGACAUUGAAGAGUCAUUCCCUCUUCAACAGAAAAUCAUCCUCUGUUGCCUGAUGCUGAUGCUGAAGAAAGAGAAGAACAAGGACAUAACGAUUGGACGCCUCCAUGAUGUCUACAAACGUGUGUGUUCUAAAAGGAAUAUUCUCGCUGUUGAUCAAGCCGAGUUCGCAGGAUGUGCCGAUCUUGUGGAGACUCGUGGAAUAAUUCGAGUCAUCCGCCGCAAAGAGCCACGACUCAACAAAGUUCAACUUCAAUGGGACGAAGAGGAAGUCAAUGCAGCUCUGCAGGACAAACAACUUAUAGCCUCAAUAUUAAACGAUUCUUCAUGUUUGGGACGAUAAUUUUAAGAAAA